Globicephala melas (long-finned pilot whale) is the source of this 2376-nucleotide messenger RNA. RefSeq names its product zinc finger protein 789 (gene ZNF789). Gene Ontology annotation, molecular function: RNA polymerase II cis-regulatory region sequence-specific DNA binding; DNA-binding transcription factor activity, RNA polymerase II-specific. Gene Ontology annotation, biological process: regulation of transcription by RNA polymerase II. NCBI's taxonomy places the organism in Eukaryota, Metazoa, Chordata, Mammalia, Artiodactyla, Delphinidae. The record is from RefSeq and is a predicted model, not a curated record.
CCGAUCUUCAGGGCACUGUAUUGUUAUAGAUUAACAAAUUGGAUUAUGGGUUCUGACUUCCAAAUGCACAAUGCUCACAGAAGAUAAUCUAGUUUAGAUAAUGAAAGGGUUGAGGUCCCUUCCCCUGAUCAGGACCGUCUGGGGGGUGCCUUCUUGCUUAAGAGGCAGGAGCGCUUAGGAGCAGUGUUUUUAGGGAACGUGAACGGUGUGUGAGGGACUUUCUUAAAGAUGUACUUACAUAAAGCAAGGUUCGCCGGUAGCCAGAGAAGCACAAUUAAAAAAUGAAGAUCCUCCGUAUCCCAUCAUUUGUGUAUUCCCUGAGAGAAACAACACCGAAUUUACUAUAUUUAAAAAGAAGCAAAGCGGAGGCCACAGUUUGGCUCAGCCUGAUGGCCGGGAGGCUGCACCACCUCAGAGGCCAGGCCGUGGAAGCCGUGUUCCUGCCAGUCCUGUGGAAGGGGUUGCUGUCCUUUGAGGACGUGGCUCUGUACUUCACCAGGGAAGAGUGGGACACACUGGACUGGGCUCAGAAGGACCUCUACAGAGACGUGAUGCUGGACAACUACAGAAACGUGCUCUCCUUGGGAGUUCAGUUUCCCAAACCUGAGGUGAUCUGUCAGCUGGAGCAGUGGGAAGAGCCGUGGAUCCUGGAUCUACCAAGAGCUGGGACUAGGAAGGCUUCCGGUAGUGCUUGCCCAGGUCCUGAAGCCAGAUUCAAGAUGAAAGAGCUAACUCCAAAGCAGAACAUUUCUGAAGAUUUAGAGUCAUGUAAGAUGUCACUGGUAAAGCAGAAAAUGGCCAGGAAACCCUUAGAAAAGUUACUUGAAUGUAACGAAUUUGUGGACAUUUACCGACUUUCACUCCCUACUAUUGGUGAUGAAUGCUGUAAGGACUUCCUUCAAAACCUUAACCUUAUUCAAGAUCGGAAAGCUCAGGCAAGGACAAAGCAGGGCAAAUAUGAUGAGUAUGGAAAACCCUUCCAUCAGAGAUCACUGCUUUUGAGGCAUAAGCGAAUUCUUACAAAUGCGAAAUCUUAUGAAUGCAGCGAAUGUGGAAGAGCCUUCCAGCGUCAAGCAAAUUUUGUUCGACAUCAAAGAAUUCACAGUUCAGAGGAUCCCUUUGAGUGCGACAUAUGUGGGCAGGCCUUCAAACAGAAGUCUGCUCUGAUUGUCCACAAACAGUGUCACUCACAAAAAAAGCCAUAUGAAUGUCAUGACUGUGGAAAGUGUUUCCGUCAGAUGGCGUAUCUUGUUGAACAUAGGAGGAUCCAUACCAAAGAAAAACCCUAUAAAUGUAGCGAAUGUGAAAGAACAUUUAGUCAGAAUUCAACCCUUAUUCGACAUCAGUUAAUCCACAGUGGAGAGAAACCCCAUAAAUGCAUUGAAUGUGGAAAAGCCUUUGGCCGGCAUUCAACCCUUAUGAGCCAUCGACAAAUUCACAAUAAACAGAACACUCAUAAAUGCAGUGAAUGUGGUGAAUCCUUUGGUCGGAAUGUAGAUCUCAUUCAGCAUCAAAGAAUCCAUACCAAGGAGGAAUUCUUUGAAUGUAGCGAAUGUGGGAAAACUUUUAGUUUUAAGGCAAAUCUUCAUCGACAUGAGGUCAUUCAUACUGGAGAGAGACCCUACAGAUGUGACAAAUGUGGAAAAUCUUUCAGUUGGCGCACAAGCUUUAUUAAGCAUCAGGGUACUCACAGAGAGCAGAUACCUAUGUGAUAGUAACCAGAAAAGCUACCAUUUAAAGACCAGAACUUAACCACUCUUGCAAAUAUGUGUAACUCAAUUGUUUUAUGAAAAUUAAUAAACAGGAACUGAAAUGGUUUUUCUGUGGGGACCCUCUCUUCGUAGCUAACCUUCUUGCUACAGUCAAGAAUUACUUAAUAGAGGACUUCCCUGGCGGUCCAGUGAUUAGGACUCUGCACUUCCAACACAGGGGGCAUGGGCUCGGUCCCUGGUCAGGGAAGUAAGAUCCCACAUGCUCUGCAGCACAGCCAAAAAACAAAACAAUAAAACUGGAUUUAAAUUUUAAAAAAAAAGUUACUUAAUAGAAAUGUCAUAGGUUGUUGUGUCCAGUCUCCCUGGGUCCCCUUUACCUUCAUUUCCCCGAGUUAAGUCAAGGCAGAUGGAAGGCAUAGAAGUUUUACUCUGUGGUCCCCCAGGCUGGAGACCAUCUUCUGGAUCGUGAACGAUUUAAGAAUGCCUUUCUUGGUUUCAUAAUGAAAAAUCACCUGAGAUUAUAUAGACGUUUUAAAAAUAAAGUAAGGGCUACCCACUAGUACUACUGAGAUAUUAAGAAUUACCGAAAUUUACCCAGAAACUAAAAUUAGUGUGCUACUAGGUUCUACUGAGAGUUCAAAGUCAAUGUUCAGAGCAGAUGCUG